AUGAUAGAGAAUAAAUGUGAAUCAGUCAAAAAGACAAAUGAAAGUGACAGUAAUAAAGAAUUUAAGGAAAAAGGUGAUAAUAAUAUAGAUAUGAAUGAAACAAAGGGAAAAAACAACAAGAUCACAACUAAAAAAAAAAGCGAUUUAAAUGAACAAGAAAAUAAUGAAAUAAGUGAUAACUAUAUUAGAUAUUUAGAAUGUAUUAAAAACAACUGGUCAUCAUCUCAAGCAUCAAAAAUUUUGAAUAAAAAAUUAAUAAAAUAUAUAUCUGAAAGAUUUUUAUAUAUGUCUAGCUCAUUAAAAGUACGAGUAUUAACAAGUUUUUUUUAUCUAACUGAUAAAUUGAGAACAGAGAGUGAAAUAUAUUUAUUAUUAAUUGCAUCAAAUGGAGAAAUAGAUGGAAAUGGAUGGGUAAAAAAAUUUAGUAGAAUUUUAAAGCCAUUUAUUAAAACAGGAAUAAUAGAUAUUAAGGAUAUAGAUAGUCAAACAAUGCAUAGAAUUUUAAAUUAUAUUGAUCAAAAUAAUGGUAGUAAUUAUAGCACAAAAAAUAAUAAAUAUUAUUUUCAUAAUAAAAAGGAAUUGGAGCAUAUACAUAUGUGUGAUCCCAUAAAUGAGUUAAAAAAUUUGGAAAACAAAAAUAUUAUACAUUUAGAUGAAUAUAAAAUGUUUACUCCAUCAAAAAAUUUUGAUUGUCUCCUAUCAUCGGUAAUUAAUUAG
Messenger RNA from Plasmodium relictum, 717 nucleotides. Its product is annotated as conserved Plasmodium protein, unknown function. Bases 1 to 717 code for a protein of 238 amino acids. The record is from RefSeq and is a predicted model, not a curated record. The transcript has a single exon. NCBI's taxonomy places the organism in Eukaryota, Apicomplexa, Aconoidasida, Haemosporida, Plasmodiidae.